Messenger RNA from Fusarium poae, 1827 nucleotides. RefSeq lists its product as uncharacterized. The coding region runs from base 1 to 1827 and encodes 608 amino acids. Gene Ontology annotation, biological process: DNA-templated transcription; positive regulation of transcription by RNA polymerase II. Lineage: Eukaryota; Fungi; Ascomycota; Sordariomycetes; Hypocreales; Nectriaceae. The record is from RefSeq and is a predicted model, not a curated record. The transcript has 2 exons. Gene Ontology annotation, molecular function: sequence-specific DNA binding; zinc ion binding; DNA-binding transcription factor activity, RNA polymerase II-specific.
AUGUCCGCUACAGACGAUGGAGAGCUCCCCGCAUGUGACGGCAUACAUCCUGUCUGUGGAGCUUGCGCUGCUGCCAAUGUCCCCUGUGUACCUUCAGAUCGCCUCGUUGUCAGACAAGACAGGGAGUGUGAAUGUGACUAUCUCAGAGGUCAAGUAGAGCGUCUAAAAGAUCGCGUCAAUGAACUGCAGACCCGGUUGACGAUGCAAUCGAGACUUCCCUCGGAAGCACUAUCCCAAGACACCAUGCAGUUGCGUCCCAUUGAACGACUAGAACCAGAUGGAUCUGUGGCAAGUCUUGAAAGAGGCUAUGUUGGACGAAUGCUUCUUCCCACGUUCCGAGGAGCGAAUGCCAAUGGAUCUUCCGAGACUGGUUUCAGGAGUGGCCCUUGGCAGUUGUGGAGUGGACUUUCUGCUAGCGACACGCCUCCGACUGCCACGUCAAACACGUUCAACCUCCAUCGCGAUGGAGUUGGAUUGAUAGACGUGUUUUUCGAUCGCAGAUGGCCGCAGUAUCCCGUUAUUCACCGACCAACAUUUAUGGAACAGCACUAUAUUCCCUACUGCAACGGACAGACGCGAAACAGACUAUCUACGUUUGAAGUACAUAUGAUUCUCGCGAUAGGAGCUUCGGAAAAAGCGCGUAGUAGUUCGGAUGCACCCGUUUCUCACGAAUACUUCUUUGAAGCUGCGGUGAGAGAUCUUGACGCUGUUCUGGCAGCUGAGGAUAUUGAUUGUGUGCGGUGUCUUUCUCUGCUUUGUCUGUACGGAAGUAAUGAACCUCAGUCUGUCAAUUUGUGGUACACCGUUGGUAUGGCUUUGAGGCUUGCGGUUGGCAUCGAGAUGCACAGAGAAGAGAGUCUGUCGCAGAGAUCCCUUUUGGACGCGGAAAUGCGAAAGAGACUUUUCUGGAGUCUGUACACGAUGGAUCGAAGCGUGUCGAUAUCUCUCGGUCGACCACUCGGAAUCCAAGACGCAGACAUAACUGUCCCCUUUCCUCUUAUUCUUUCCGAUGAACAACUCGCCGGCCCGCCAGACCGCGCUAUUCCCAAUAUUCUCCCUGAUGUCCGAGACAUGUCAGCCUUUCGCCACAUCGUGGAACUUCGCCAGAUCAACGGAGGAAUUUAUUCGGCUCUUCAUUCAGCUGGAGGUGCAAACUUGGAGAGCGCCAACCUCGACGCCAUCCGCCACCAGCACUACACUCGUCUCAACGCGUGGCUUCUGUCCGCUCCGAGAUAUCUCGCUCCGCUGUCAAUGUAUCAGACACCUGAGUGGUUUCAGAUUGCGUACCACCUAGCUGUUAUCAAUCUCCACCGCCCGUCACACGCUUCUCCCGUUAGCAGCGCCGACGCGAUUCGGCUUUGCGCUGAUUCAUCGAUAAGUUUGAUCAGUUGCUACAACGCGCUGUAUGCCAAGAACAAGAUCAUAUACACUUUUGUGGCGCUUGAUUCUUUGUUUUUGGCAGCUGUCACCAUGUUGCAUUCCAUCCGUGCGAGUUCUAUUGUUCGCCACGAAUUGACUCGGGAGGUGGUAGAGUCUAAUAUUGAGACAUGUGUGAGACUCUUGUCCAAGAUAUCACACGGCAAGACAGUCGGAGAGCGAAGCAUACAGAUUGUUCGAAGGCUGGGAAAUGCGACGCUGGCGGUUUUUGAUAAUAGUUCAUAUGCCGAGGCUGAUAUUGAUACAGAGUUUAUGUCGUGGUUUGGUGUCAAAAGCCAGAACCCAGUGAGGCUGGAGUAUCCUACGCCAACUAUUGAUACUGCGUGGAAUGAUUUGUUUGAGCAUGGGUAUGACUUGACUAGUUUCCAAAAUGGCCAUCUGCUCUUAUAG